CAAGUGCCCAACGACGAUAAAUCCCCGAAAAAAACCUCUAAGAAAUCCAAACUCCAAACAUCCGCAUUAAACCUUCCCUCCAUUGCAUUCAAUUUCUGAAGAACUCGCAAGACAUCCUCCACUCUCUCUCUCUCUCACCCCUGUUUCAUUUUUUCUUUUUUUUAAAGCCUAGGGUCCCUGGUCUUCUUUUCUUUGCCGAUCCUCUGCUCGCCACCUGCUCUACUCUGUAGCACAUGUGGGUGCUCUCCUUCUACCGUCUCCUCCUCUCCAAUGAGAGAUUUUUCGCUCAUAUUCUCUGCUUUCUUGAUCCGUUCUGGGUGUUGGGGAGUGGGAAUCCGAGGCUUUUCUAUGGGAGGAUUUGAGUGCAGCGUGUGAUCAAUAUGAUGAGACCGGUUGGGUUUCCGCUGCUUCUUCUUCUUGCCGUUAAAUGCGGUGUUUUCUUCGUGUCUUCCGAGUCCUUUUUACACGAUGAAGUGUCGGCACUGGCUGCUUUCAAACGGGCUAUACUUGAAGACCCUCUUUCGGUUCUAUCUGACUGGAAUACCCUAGAUGGAGAUCCUUGCAACUGGACUGGUGUGAUCUGCUCAAAGCCUCAGAAUCAUGUGAUCUCUCUAAAUAUUUCCAGUUCAUCCUUGAAAGGAUUCCUUGCACCAGAACUUAGAUCACUGAGUUCUUUGCAACAACUAAUUUUGAGGAACAAUUCGUUUCUUGGGACAAUACCUAAACAAAUUGGCAUGCUGAAAAGUCUCACCGUACUGGACUUGAGCUUGAAUAGGCUCACGGGCUCUAUUCCUCCUGAGCUUGGAGACUUGACCAGCAUUACAAAAAUAAAUCUCCAAUCCAAUGGCUUGACUGGCAAUAUACCCCCUGAACUUGGUAAACUGAAGAAUCUUAUUGAGCUACGGUUGAGUAGGAAUAGACUCAAGGGAUCAAUUCCUGGAAGCAGCAAUUUGAGUUUUUUUUAUGGCAUGUUUUCCUCUCGCAACAAUAUCACUGGCCUGUGCCAGUCAUCUCAGUUAAAAGCUGGAGAUUUCUCAUACAACUUUUUUGUUGGAAAAAUACCACCAUGCUUGAAGUAUCUUCCAAGGUCAAGCUUCCAAGGAAACUGCUUUCAGGAUGGCUACUCUGUCUUGCAGCGGUCUUCUCAACUUUGUCGUGGUGGUUCUGCAAAAAGCCAGGGGGUAGCCAGAGAAACAUCUAAACAGUAUCAUGAGGGCAACAAACAUCAAAAUCUGCAGCAACCAGUAUGGCUUCUGAUUUUGGAAAUUACUACGGGAGUUCUCGUGGUAGUUUUCCUCACAACUGGUGCUGUGACUGCUGUAAAAAGUUGUAAACUAAAAACGUCUGUCAAAAUCCCUUGGACAAGAACCAUGACAUGGAAAGAUGAGAUAGCAAUAUCAAUAGAUAAUGAAAUGCUGAAAAAUGUGUCAAGGUUAACAAGGCAGGAACUGGAAGUUGCUUGUGAAGAUUUCAGCAACAUAAUUGGCUCUUCUCCAGACAGUAUAGUCUAUAAGGGCACCAUGAAGGAUGGACCAGAAAUUGCUGUCAUAUCAUUAUGCAUCUCAAAAGAUCAGUGGACAGGCUACCUCGAAUUUUUCUUUCAGUCUAAGGUUGUGGAUUUGGCACGGUUAAAUCAUGAGACCACAGCAAAGUUACUGGGCUAUUGCAAAGAGAGUGAUCCAUUUUCAAGGAUGCUUGUUUUUGAAUAUGCAUCUAAUGGGACACUGUAUGAGCACCUUCAUUAUGGUGAUGGAUGCCAAUUAUCCUGGCUUAGACGGAUGAAAAUAGCAAUUGGAGUUGCUCGUGGACUUAAGUAUCUACACACAGAGUUGCAGCCUCCUUUUCCUAUACCUGAAUUGAACUCAACUGCAGUAUAUCUAACUGAAGAUUUUUCUCCAAAGUUGGUUGAUUUUGAGAGCUGGAAAAUGAUAUUCUCAAAAUCUGGAAAGAAUUCUGGUUACAUCACCGGUGGUGGUUCUUUUCAUGGAUAUGUGGAUUCAUUAGAGCAACUGAAUAUGGAUGUCCAGGGCAACACACAUGCUUUUGGAGUGCUUUUACUGGAACUAAUCAGCGGAAGACCUCGAUUUUGCAAAGAUAGAGGUUAUUUGGUGGAUUGGGCUUUGAAGUAUCUUCAAAAUCCAGAAGAGAAAAGCAAGCUAAUAGAUCCUGAACUGGAAAAUGUCAAGAGUGAUGACAUUGAUGUAAUAUGCAGUGUGGUGAGCCUUUGCAUUGAACCUGAUCCUUCUAAGAGGCCGUCAAUGCAAAUAAUAACUGCCAUGCUGGAGAAUGGAAUUGACUUAUCAGCAGCAGCCCUUCUCAAAGAGUCUCCUUUGGCUUGGGCAGAGCUAGCCUUAUCCUCAUAAUCAUAGAUCAUCCACACUGUAAAUUGAUAACAUACACAUGAAAUAUCUUGUUUCACAUUCUUUUGAUGUUUUCAUAUCUUUUAGUCCUUGUUUACAGCAGUUGCUUGCAUUCUGAAGCUGCAGAGGUGCAUACAGGAAAGUGCCGGCUUUUAUUGUAUACUUUUGAUUGUUUAGUUAACCAGUCAAACUAUUCACCUUAUGAAAGCCAAGGAGCUGUUUUCUGGAUU
Phoenix dactylifera (date palm) is the source of this 2590-nucleotide messenger RNA. Its product is annotated as putative LRR receptor-like serine/threonine-protein kinase At1g63430. Gene Ontology annotation, biological process: protein phosphorylation. The record is from RefSeq and is a predicted model, not a curated record. NCBI's taxonomy places the organism in Eukaryota, Viridiplantae, Streptophyta, Magnoliopsida, Arecales, Arecaceae. Gene Ontology annotation, molecular function: protein binding; protein kinase activity; ATP binding.